AUGGGUGGUUUCGAUCAACAAAACAGAGUCGGCUCCAAAUUCGGUGGCGGUGGUGUCGCCGGCCAUUCCGCUACAAAUGCAGAUCGUCGCGAACGUCUUCGUCGCCUCGCCCUCGAAACAAUCGACCUCGAAAAGGACCCUUACUUCUUCAAAAACCACGUCGGAUCCUUCGAAUGUCGUCUAUGCCUUACUGUCCACCAGAACGAUGGCUCCUACCUCGCCCAUACCCAAGGUCGAAAGCAUCAAACGAACCUCUCCCGUCGUGCUGCUAAGGAGCAGCGCGAGGGUAAGAAUAUCGACCGUAUCACGAACCUACCGGCUGGUAUGAUCGGGCAGCAGAUUGCCGUCAAGAAGAAUUUGUUGAAAGUUGGACGACCGGGGUAUAAAAUCACCAAAUGUCGAGAUCCAGUGACGCGACAGCAGGGGUUGUUGUUCCAGUUGCAGUAUCCAGAGAUCGGGACGGAGAUUCAUCCACGGUAUCGAUUUAUGAGCGCGUUCGAACAGAAGGUUGAGCAGCCGCCAGAUAAGGAUUAUCAAUACCUAUUGGUCGCAGCCGAACCGUACGAGACUGUUGGGUUUAAGUUACAGGCGAGAGAGGUGGAUAGAACGCCCGGGAAGUUUUGGACGCAUUAUGAUAAGGAUACCAAGGAGUUUUUCCUACAGUUGUUCUUCAAGACGGAGAGAGAACAGAGAUAUGCCGGUGUGCCUGGUCUUGCUCCGUCGAUCCGUAAGUAA
This is a messenger RNA of Orbilia oligospora ATCC 24927, 735 nucleotides long. RefSeq lists its product as uncharacterized. Gene Ontology annotation, biological process: spliceosomal complex assembly. NCBI's taxonomy places the organism in Eukaryota, Fungi, Ascomycota, Orbiliomycetes, Orbiliales, Orbiliaceae. Gene Ontology annotation, molecular function: zinc ion binding; nucleic acid binding. The transcript is spliced from 3 exons. Bases 1 to 735 code for a protein of 244 amino acids. The record is from RefSeq and is a predicted model, not a curated record. Gene Ontology annotation, cellular component: nucleus; catalytic step 2 spliceosome; U2 snRNP.